ACUGGAUAAACUUUUUGUAAGGGCGCUCUUGGUUUAUUUAUUAUCAGAAGAGCCAAAGCAUUUAUUUCGUUGAAAAAUAAGCGUUUUUUGUUUCGUUCUAUUUACGUUCAAACGUUUACAACUAUAUAUGAUCUAAAGUUGUUUACAGAUGGAAACUCUGUAUGAACAACUGGGUCACAGGCGUAUUCCAGGAGAUCAACAGUCAAACAAAAAGUUUUAUCUUACUCUACUCAGCACAGAAAUCAGACCAGAGGAGACAGUCGCACAACUACAGAAGAAAAUGUCGAUGAUCCACCAAGAGUUACAAAACCUAAAACAUAAACUUGAUGCUAAACGAAGUGACCACAGCGAGGAAAACCAUAAACUGAUGAAAAAGAUCGAGAAUUUGAAAGAACAGUUCCGAGAGAUGUUGGUGGAAAUGAGAAAACGAAAGGCAGCAGAUUCCGAAUUAGCAAUAUCAUUUAAUGAAGAUGACAGUACUGAGGAUGAUGAUGAGUAUGAUUUGCCCCGACGGCCAUUCCGUCGUCGAGCAAUGUCCGUAUCUUCUCGACUAUCAACAUCUUCAGUGUCCUCUACAGUUCGUCCUCUUCCAGCACCAACACCGAUGAUGACGCCGGACUACAGUCCUGAUUCUCCGUUAAUAACAGACAAGCAGGUUCCCUACACGAGUUAUAGUAGUGACAGAAAGUUUCAUACAGUCCCUUAUUCGGGCAGACGACCAUCUGCAAACCGUCAGACGAUGGAACAAUUUGAAAUUCUAGAAUAUCAGUAUUCACCUUCUAUGGAGAGAAGGGUUUUUCCAACUAAAAAGAUGAUUUAAUAGUUUAGUUUCUGUGUUAUUGUUAUUGACAUGAAGUGUUACAGAUAAUAUAGUUCUCAACGGGGAUUAGAUUAAACACUACACUAUUACAAUAAUGAAAUAAUUAAACUGUUAUGAUUUUGGAAUCACUUUAUUUAGAAAUGAAACGCAGUGUUUUGCCUUUUGAUUCCAUUUUUGAAAGUUAAUCAUCAAAAUAGCCAGUGCAGUUUUACAAACCAUUGACAUGACAUGAUGAUGUGCAAUAAUUUUGCAAUAUUACAUGAGAAAUAUUUAAUAUUUCAAUUUGAGAGUUUUGAUAUAUCUUUAUUGCAAUAACUUUAUAAGUAUGUUAAAUACUGUGCAAAAUACCAGUUAGUUUCUAUUCUGUACAGUCCCCCAGUUUAAAUUCAUGAACAGGAUGCAUUUUCAUAUAUAACCAAUACAAGGUGUAAAACGUGAUUACAUAAAGAACGCCAAUGACGGGGAAAAUGAUAAUUUUGCAGGGUAGAUUUUAUUGAGCCCGCUCGUGAACGAUGUUAGGCAUUGUCAGCUAACGUCCCCGCUCAAUACACUACAAUCAUUGCAAAACAGUACUUGUGUAACAUUCGGUAUAUACAAAAAGUACUUAACACAGAUUUCACUGUUUUAUAAUUAAAUUCCAAAAAUAUGUGUUAUUUGCGUCAUUCUCUUUGUAACGCAUAAUGUUUUGGAUCAAAAUAUAUGAAGAUGCUUUAAGUUACAUAUUUAUUUAUGUUUACAUAUUGAUUUAUGUUUGUUUACGUUUUCCACGUUUUAAAUUUGUUAUGAUAUAUUUAUGUUAACCUUAUUGUAAUGAUCCAAACAAAUUGUGCCAAUUAGAGAGCAAAAUGUAUGUGUGUAUAUUUGGAACGAUUAUUUAUUAUCAUGAAUAUGGUUAACCAAUAAAAGAUAGAUGAAUG
This is a messenger RNA of Ruditapes philippinarum (Manila clam), 1737 nucleotides long. RefSeq lists its product as uncharacterized. The record is from RefSeq and is a predicted model, not a curated record. The transcript is spliced from 5 exons. Bases 149 to 820 code for a protein of 223 amino acids. Lineage: Eukaryota; Metazoa; Mollusca; Bivalvia; Venerida; Veneridae.